Acipenser ruthenus (sterlet) is the source of this 1273-nucleotide messenger RNA. Its product is annotated as macrophage mannose receptor 1-like. NCBI's taxonomy places the organism in Eukaryota, Metazoa, Chordata, Actinopteri, Acipenseriformes, Acipenseridae. The transcript has 3 exons. Bases 77 to 679 code for a protein of 200 amino acids. The record is from RefSeq and is a predicted model, not a curated record.
ACAGGACACCACCACUGUUCAGUUUGACUCUUCCCAAACAGAAGAUGGAGAACAACAAUCCCAGCAUCCUUCCACGAUGGCCAGCCCCUCUCCUCCUGCAGCAGCGGAUCCACAGGACACCACCACUGUUCAGUCUGACUCUCAGAGCUCUCCAACCACCCAGCCAGCCGCUUCCCAAACACCAGAUGGAGGAGAACAAUCCCAGCAGCCUUCCACGAUGGGCGGCACCUCUCCUCGAGCCAGCUCCCCAUGGCACUCCAGCUCCUGGCUCCCUGGCACUUCACCCGCAGUAACAGGCACUCCAGUCCCUGAGGAGCUCCACCUGAUCUCUGACAGUAUGGUCUGGCCGGAGGCUUGGCAGUACUGCAGAGAUCACUACACUGACCUAGUGAGCCUCACAAGCCUGGCUGCACAGAACAGAGUGUCGGAGCUCGUCAGGAACAGCACUGCGUCGCGAUUCUGGAUCGGCCUGCACAGAACCGUGGUGUAUGAUAAAUGGUACUGGGUUGCUGGUAAGGAUAAGAGGGCCCCCCUAAACUACACUAACUGGGCCCCUGGGGAGCCCAACAAUCCUUACUAUGAGCACUGCGGGGAGAUGGUGCUGGGGGAGGAUGGGGGGGCUGAGUGGAAUGAUCUGUGCUGCUAUGAAAAGCUCCCCUUUAUCUGUUUCAAAGGUUAAAAACACAAACUAAAAGGUUUUAUAGCACUGCUUCUCAAACAUUCUAUAGUAUAAAGUCACUUAAGUCUAAAAAAAAGCGAUUUCCAAAAACGUUAUAGAAAUAUCUGAGUCUAAAUUUUGUUGUAUAAACGUGGCAUGUGUGAACAAUAAAGCAAAACAAAGCAAUGCAAGUUCUAUAGAUGAUGAUAAUGUGUAGCAAUCUUAAAGGGGCAAUAAUUAAUUAUGAAAGACUUAUUGAGGCUGAUUGUGAGAUGGGGAAGCAUUAUACUGUUGCACAGGCUUCAGUGCACAAUGCUUGUCUUAUGGUCUUCAUUGUACAGUACAACAUUAAUAUGAUUCCCCUCCUCACUUCCUUACAAUCAGCAUUGAGGAGUCUUUUCAGAAGCUGCUGUUUACUUGUUUUUCUUAUAGUUCAGGAUAUGCAGCUAUUUAAAAUGCCAGGCUGUAGAUAAACUGCUGCAUCCUGGUACCUGUGCUGUAGGUCCCUGGUUCUGAUUGAGGCUGGACCAUUGGAGAGAGUUUGAACUGCAAUACAAGGACUGAUCAGCUACCAGGAAGCAGCAGCAACUUGGUUUAAAUUAUUAUUAUUAUUAU